ACAUGCGCAGUUGAUCAGCUGUUAGCAGCUGCGUUGUCAACCAAAAGACAGGCGUGAUUGUUUUUUUUUCUGUUUUUAUUUUUGAGUUUGAGUCUAUAUUCUUUACAAAUGGCUGGUACUGCGUUAAAAAGACUGAUGGCUGAGUAUAAGCAGCUGACUCUAAACCCACCCGAGGGGAUCGUUGCAGGCCCUGCAAAUGAAGAGAACUUCUUUGAGUGGGAGGCUUUAAUUAUGGGUCCAGAGGACACGUGUUUUGAGGGCGGAGUAUUUCCAGCCCUCCUCUCCUUCCCGUCAGACUACCCCCUCAGCCCUCCUAAAAUGAGUUUCACCUGUGACAUGUUUCACCCAAACAUUUACCCAGAUGGCCGUGUGUGUAUCUCUAUCCUGCAUGCUCCAGGAGACGACCCAAUGGGCUAUGAGAGCAGUGCUGAGAGAUGGAGUCCUGUCCAGAGUGUGGAGAAGAUCCUACUGUCUGUAGUCAGUAUGUUAGCAGAGCCCAAUGAUGAGAGUGGAGCGAACGUUGACGCUUCCAAGAUGUGGCGUGAGGACCGAGACCAGUUUUACAGCCUGGCCCAACAGAUCGUCCGCAAGUCCCUGGGUCUCUAAUAACAACGACAUCACAUCGUCUGUGUAUGUCCCAGAUGGCAUCCUGUUCCCUAUAGCGCGCACUACUUUAGAGUCAAAAGUUCUAUGAGGCCUGGUCAAAAGUAGUGCACUAUAAAGGGAACCUCUGUCUGGAUCUAACCUACCACUUCCAUUUCACCCAACAUGUCACCAGGACAGGAAGUUGUCAUAACCAGGAAGUUACAGGAGAGACUACAGUGACAAUUUAGACUAGCUGGUAAGCAUGGAGACGGGCAGAUGACUGAUGGCUCCAUCUCUGGCUGUUUCCAUGGGUAUGAUGAACCCACAAAAACCAUUUGACUCAAAUGACCCGUUUCGUUCCGUUGUUACCUCUCUCUCUCUCUCUCUCUCUCUCUCUCUCUCUCUCUCUCUCUCUCUCUCUCUCUCUCUCUCUCUCUCUUUCUCUUUCUCUCUCUGUGUC
This is a messenger RNA of Oncorhynchus gorbuscha (pink salmon), 1045 nucleotides long. It is a transcript of the gene ube2g2, whose product is annotated as ubiquitin-conjugating enzyme E2G 2 (UBC7 homolog, yeast). Gene Ontology annotation, cellular component: cytosol; endoplasmic reticulum. The record is from RefSeq and is a predicted model, not a curated record. Bases 109 to 606 code for a protein of 165 amino acids. The transcript has 6 exons. NCBI's taxonomy places the organism in Eukaryota, Metazoa, Chordata, Actinopteri, Salmoniformes, Salmonidae.